AGGGCAGGGCGGCCCCUGAACUCGUGGGCGCGCGCGGAAGGUAGCGCGGGGCCGCGUUGGCGCGCACGCGCCUGAGCGUGCGCCCGGUGGGGCCGGCCGGGACUCGCCGCUCGCACGCCCUUGGGCAGCGGCCGGGCGCCCGCUCUUCCUUCCGCUUGCGCUGUGAGCUGAGCCGGUGUAUGUGCGGCAAUACCAUGUCAACCCCGCUCCCCGCCAUCGUGCCCGCCGCCCGGAAGGCCACCGCUGCGGUGAUUUUCCUGCAUGGAUUGGGAGAUACUGGGCACGGAUGGGCAGAAGCCUUUGCAGGUAUCAGAAGUUCACAUAUCAAAUAUAUCUGCCCGCAUGCGCCUGUUAGGCCUGUUACAUUAAAUAUGAACAUGGCUAUGCCUUCAUGGUUUGAUAUUAUUGGGCUUUCACCAGAUUCACAGGAGGAUGAAUCUGGGAUUAAACAAGCAGCAGAAAAUAUAAAAGCUUUGAUUGAUCAAGAAGUGAAGAAUGGCAUUCCUUCUAACAGAAUUAUUUUGGGAGGGUUUUCUCAGGGAGGAGCUUUAUCUUUAUAUACUGCCCUUACCACGCAGCAGAAACUAGCAGGUGUCACUGCACUCAGUUGCUGGCUUCCACUUCGGGCUUCCUUUCCACAGGGUCCUGUUGGUGGUGCUAAUAGAGAUAUUUCUAUUCUCCAGUGCCACGGGGAUUGUGACCCUUUAGUUCCCCUGAUGUUUGGUUCUCUUACGGUUGAAAAACUAAAAACAUUGGUGAAUCCAGCCAAUGUGACCUUUAAAACCUAUGAAGGUAUGAUGCACAGUUCGUGUCAACAGGAAAUGAUGGAUGUCAAGCAAUUCAUUGAUAAACUCCUACCUCCAAUUGAUUGACGUCUCUAAGAGGCCUUGUGUAGAAGUACACCAGCAUCAUUGUAGUAGAGUAUAAACCUUUUCCCAUGCCCAGUCUUCAAAUUUCUAAUGUUUUGCAGUGUUAAAAUGUUUUGCAAAUACAUGCCAAUGACACAGAUCAAAUAAUGUCUCCUCAUGAGAAAUUUAUGAUCUUUUAAGUUUCUAUACAUAUGUUCUUAUAAGAAGAUCCAGAAUCUACUAUAUUAAAAUAGAUGAAGCAGGUAGCUUCUUUUUUCUCAAAUGUAAUUCAGCAAAAUAAUACAGUACUGCCACCAGAUUUUUUAUUACAUCAUUUGAAAAUUAGCAGUAUGCUUAAUGACAAUUUGUUCAGGUAGAAAUGAGCAGUUAAGGUAUAAACAAUUUAUGCAUGCUGUGACUUAGCCUAUGGAUUUAUUCCAAAAUUGCUUAGUCACCAUGCAGUGUCUGUAUUUUUAUAUAUGUGUUCAUAUAUACAUAAUGCUUGUAAUGCAUAGUAAGAAUGAGGUGGUAUUACAUUAUUCCUAAUAAUAGGGAUAAUGCUGUUCAUUAUCAAGAAAGAGUAAAAUUGUUCUCUUCAAUUAAUGGCCCUUUUAUUUUGGGACCAGGCUUUUAUUUUCCCUGAUAUUAUUUCUAUUUAAUACUCCUUUUUCUCAAGAAAAAAAAAAAGUUUGUUUUUUCUUUAUUGUUCUUCAUAGCAGACCAAGUAUUGCCUCUCUGCCAUAGACAGCUACUGUCAAUAUAUGCUAUAAUUUGACCUUCUGGGUCACAGAUAUACAGUAUUUAAAAUCUAUUUAUGCUUUAUAGAGAAACCAGACAUUAAAACUUCAUGCACUACUUAUUUCAAAUUACUGUACCUUAUCCAAAUUUACACCUAGCUAUUAGGAUCUUCAACCCAGGUAACGAAUAAUUCUAUGGUUUUAUUUUCCUGUAAACAACUGAAAGAGUAAUUAGAUCAUAUUCUAGUAUGUUCUGAAAUAUCUUUAAGACUGAUCUUAAAAACUAACUUCUAAGAUGAUUUCAUCUCAUGGCAUACAGCUUACUUUGUACACAUGUUUGAAACCAACUACUAUAGAAGAUGAGGAAUCUAUUGUAAUUUUUUGCUUUAUUUUCAUCUGCCAGUGGACUUAUUUGAAAUUUUCACUUUAGUCAAAUUAUUUUUUGUAUUAAUUUUUCAUGUAAACAUAAAAAUAGCAAUCAUUUUAAAUUGUCAAAAUUUCCAGAUUACUGGUAAAAAUUAUUUGAAAACAAACUAUGGGUAAUAAAGGCUAGUCAGAACCCUAUACAUAAAAUGUAGUUACCAUACAGAUUAAUAUGUAGCAAAAAUGUAUGCUUGAUAUUUCUGAACUGUGUUAAUUUUUCUGCCGUAUUCCACCUGACCAAAACAAUAUUAAGAAUGCAUCUUUAUAAAUGGGUGCUAAUCGAUAAUGGAAAUAAUUUAGUAAUGGACUAUAUGGGAUGUUAACAAUGAAGCCAUAUGUUUGUCUGGAUUUUAAAAUUUUAAACAAUCAUUUACUAUGUCAUUUUUCUUUACCUUGAAGAAUAUAAACUGUUAUUUCAGUUCUACAAAUCAGCAAGAUAUUAUUUAUGGCAAGAAAUAUUCCAUUGAAAUGUGCUGUAACAUGGGAAAAUGUAAAUGUUUUUCAUGGUUUCUAUCAAUGUGAAAUAAAAUGUAAUUCUGACUU
Messenger RNA from Rhinopithecus roxellana (golden snub-nosed monkey), 2551 nucleotides. RefSeq names its product lysophospholipase 1 (gene LYPLA1). Lineage: Eukaryota; Metazoa; Chordata; Mammalia; Primates; Cercopithecidae. Bases 180 to 872 code for a protein of 230 amino acids. Gene Ontology annotation, molecular function: palmitoyl-(protein) hydrolase activity; carboxylic ester hydrolase activity. Gene Ontology annotation, biological process: protein depalmitoylation. The record is from RefSeq and is a predicted model, not a curated record. The transcript has 9 exons. Gene Ontology annotation, cellular component: cytoplasm.